Symbiodinium necroappetens is the source of this 5853-nucleotide messenger RNA. Lineage: Eukaryota; Dinophyceae; Suessiales; Symbiodiniaceae. The record is from the annotation of a GenBank genome assembly.
AUGAAUGACGUGUGGUUUACGCGAUUGUUUGGAGGCGAAAGCAUGUCUCCUUCGUGUCGGCCGCACAGUUCGAUCAUUGCCACCACCUCCAUCCUGGAACUGCCCCCGACAUGUGUCGCAAAAGCGGCGGCAUUGUUGCGGGACCAACCCGACAAUUUGGAAUCUUAUCUUUCCCAGCCAUGCUGUGCAAGAGCACUGUGGCGCCAAGGCCUUGAAAAGGCAGAGGUGCUAGCAGCUGCUGCUGGCGUCGACCCGGCAAAUACGCCAGGGAAGUCGCCGCGAAAGCGCUAUGCACUGCAACUGCUGGGACAAAUAGUUUGGGAAACGGAACUGGGAGCGAGCAACUCGCCGAACCAGAUUGACCCCUGGGGGGAUCGAGCAACGCCACGGCACAUCGACAGAAAUCCUUGUGCUGAAGCCAGCUUGUCCCCUGAAGCCGGGGCGGCCGAUGGUUCCUGCAGGCAGAAAUCGCGCGCUAGAGCUCAGUCUGCCCGUGUUCGGAAGAAUGAGGUGCCGGAAGACAUUGGAGACCUUCGACGUUGGGAAACCAAACUCUCCUUUGCUCUCUAUAUCAAGGAGCAGCAUCACAAAGAAGUCCAAGAAAGAGCUCGAUCACGGAACGGGCGCAUUGAGGCCGUGCGAGCAAGUUAUGCGCAGAGGAAGCAAGAGCACGAGGAUCGACAGCAAUCGCACUGGCAACAGCGCACCAAAGAUCAUGAAGAACGUGUUGCCAGGAGCAAAGGCGCCAAGCAAGAAAUCUCAGACCUGAUGGUGAAUGCUUCUGCAGUGAGACAGGCUGUUCUUCAGACGAACCGGCGCAAAAUAUUCCAAGAACAAGAGACACUGAGGAGCCAGCGCAUCGAGCAGGAGUCAAAGAGGCAGCUUGAGGCAGAGCAGAAGCGUCGCAAGCUUCUCCAAGAAAAGGGUGUUGGAAGGGCAAAGCUGCGGGAAACGCGUGAAAUUUCAUGCAAGCAGGCCACGCGCUUGGAACGUAUCCGAAACGUCGAGCGCGAACUGCUGCGCCAGAAGAUCGAGUUCAAAUCACCGUCAGCUACACCGUCUGUGUCACCUCGCGCCCGGAGUCGACCAAGCAGUGCCAGAGGCUCGCAGCCAUUUGUCCCACAUCCGCCUUGCAGCAAGGCCCCAGCAGCGCGGCGACCCUUUGUCCAGGGCUACAAGGCCGAUGGUCGCAGCAAUGACACCCUCAGUGCAUGGGAUUGGGAACCGCUGGUUGAAAACAUUCCAGAGCCGUCCCUGAUGCCUUGGCCGCGAUGUGCGGAUGCGUUGGCGCAGGGCGACCAGACCGAAAGAACAAGGCCCAGCUCAGCGGAGGACGUUGCUUCAAGUCGGACGACAUCAGUACCAAAGAAGCCUCCAAUCGAAAAUCCUGAUGACAAGUCUGGUGAAUAUUUGGGGGCGGAGGGCAUCUUCCCGGUAUCUGGAUUCCGAACGGUUACUUCAGACGAUGUUCUGCAAAAGGACCUCGCAACAGCUGCUGCUCUUUUCGAUGAUCUGUUGGCCGAUGUCGAUGCUAAAACGAGCCCGGAGCUGGCGAAAGUACCAUCCACGGUCGAGUGUGCGGCUGACGAAUCUGCACCAGCAUCUGCCUCGCUACCAGAGGAGGCUGAUCCUGACCCGCGGCGGGACAAAAGCCGCAUCAGCCAUGCCGUGAGGGUGUUCGUUUACGGCAAGCUCGCUCACGAUGCUUCAAAAUGGGAGUUGCUGGUUCCUGCAUGCGAACCGCAAGACGAGAUCUUCCCGACAGCUGCAGCGGAUGGCCAGCAUGAUCAAAUCGUGGAUUCUGGAAUCCUUGAGGACAAUGAAGCGGUUCGUUUGAUGCCCGAGAACUCGGCUGCCCAAAGCGAACCCAUGCAGGGUGAUUCAAGCAGUGCUUCUCCUCCCCAUAAUGCUCAGGUGGAAUUCGAUGAAGAAUUGCCGAACGAGGUGGGCUUUCCUGAGGCAGACGGCGUUGAGGCAGAGAGAAGUGCGCCAGAAGAGGGUCUCACCAGGGAGCGAGACGAGCAGCCACAGUUCGUCCUCUUAGAGCCUCAGGACUCGAAAGCGUUGGAAGGUUUCGCUAUCCUGCUAUGCCGAACUCCUGAGCGCCGCGAAUCCGUGCAGACAGGCAUUUGUACCAGCCCUCGCGGCGAGAUGCCUGCGAAUAAGAAGAAGAAGGCGGAGACGCCACCAUCCUCUGAUGAUGAGCCAGAGGGGAGCGAGUCAGGUAGCAGUGAGGCUGCGGCAGCUCCCAAGAAGAAGAAUCUUUUCGCUUUGAUGAUGGACUCGGACGAGGAGGACUCGGACGAGGAGGAAGAGGAGGAGGAGGAGGAAGAGAAGCCACCUCCACCUCCGAAGAAACCGGAGAAGGCUGACAAGGCAGAGAAGGCUGACAAGCCGUCAGGGGACAGGGCGGAGAAGGUCGACAAGGUUGAAAAGGCUGCAAAAGAGGACAAGGCGGACUCGUCGCCGGAAAAGAAGAAGAAAAAGGAUGACCCCGUUGAUGAUGAGAUUGCUAUGUUUGGCGAGAAGAAGAAGAAAAAGAAGACUGCUGACAAGGAGGACAAAGAUGCCAAGGACGAGAAGAAGGAGAAGAAGGAAAAGAAAGAGAAGAAAGAGAAGAAAAAGAAAAGCCCGACCGUCUGUGAAAUCGUAGAGGUCUCUCCUAUUCCCAAGAAAGACAAGCUCAAGCUCUGCAAAGUGGUGGUGAUGGCCGGUGUUGACCCAGUUGACAUUGUCACGAGCGCCCCGAAUGUUGCUGCCAACAAGAAGUUCAUUGCAGCACCACCGGGAUACACGACAGCUAAUGGGGUCGAUGUCAAAGUUUCAACAGUGGGUGGUGUUGAAAGCGCCGGUAUGUUCUGCGGACCUAAAGAAAUGGGAUGGGACACUGAUGUGCUGGAUGCUGGCUUGGCUGUCAUGCUUGCAGAUUCUGCGGAAGUUGGUCAGCCAGCACCCUCUUAUGAAGAGGCCGUGGAGGCUCUUAAGGAACGGGAGCGAGAGGAACUCAGGAAGCAGGAGGAAGCAGCAAAGGCAGCAGCUGCGAAAGCGUCAGCCAGCAAAGAUGACAAGAAGGGUGGCAACAAGAAGAAGAAGAAGGGAAAGGGCAAAGACGAUGACGAAGACAUGGACGAUGUCUUGGCGGAGUUCAAAGAGGAUGUGCCAGAAGCUAUCCCAGAGAAGCCAGCUCCAGAAGCUGCACAGGAUGAGCAAGAUGACAAGGAUGAGAAGGACGAAGAGAUUGAUGCCAAGACCCUUGCCAAUCGAAAGAAGAAGGAAAAGAAGGCAAAAGCCAAGGCAAAGCAGAAGACAGGAGGAGAAGGCUUUUGGGGGUCGUCAGAGCCCCAAGAGGAGUCAGAGACCAAGGAGGCCCCCAAAGAGGAGCCAGCAGCCGCAGCAAGCAGCAGCAAAAAGGAGAAGGCCAAAGCCGCACCGAAGAAGGAGAGCGCCAUCGUCCGGGCAGCCCGUGAGCGCCUGGAGCUGGAGCAGAAAUUAGCAGAGGAGAAAAGGGCCUUCGAGGAGGCCGAGCGGAAGCGGAUCGAGGAGGAGCAGCGAGCAAUCGAAGAGGAGGAGAGGCGCUUGGAAGAAGAGCGGCAGAAGCGCCGAGAUGCCAAGGCCGCAAAGAUCGCGAAGCAGAAGGCGGAGGGCACUUACUUGACAAAAGCGCAGAAACUCAAGCAGCAACGAGCGGCUCAACUGCGCGAGCAGUUUGGCUUCACCAUGGAUAAGGACGAGGAGGAGGAGGCCGAGAAGGCUGAGGAAGACAAGCAGAAGCGGCCGAUGGCCACCAAGUUGAAGAAGAAGAAGCCCGCGCCCGGGGAGGAGGCAUCACCCGAAAAGGUCAAGGAGGAGCCGCCAGAGGAGAGGGAGGAGAAGCAAGAGGAGAAGGAGAAAAAGGCGGAAAAGAAGGAGGAGAAGCCGAUUGAGAAGGAGGAAGAGGAGGAGAGCGAUGGCUGGGAGAAGCUUGACGAACAGGAGGAAGAAAAGGAGGAAGCUGCCAAGGAGCAAGAGGCGUCCGAUGAGGAAAGCGGGGACGAAAGCAGCAGUUCCAGCAGCUCUUCUUCCUCUUCGUUUAUGGGAUACCGUUCGCCGGUGAUCUGCAUCAUGGGGCAUGUCGAUACAGGAAAAACCAAGCUUCUGGACAAGAUCCGUAGAACCAACGUGCAAGAAGGUGAAGCUGGUGGUAUCACCCAGCAGAUCGGAGCAACGUUUUUCCCUGACAUUGCACUACAAGAGCAGACGAAGAAGGUUGACGAGGACUUCGAGCUGGAGGUCCCUGGCCUGCUUAUCAUUGAUACGCCUGGUCACGAAUCCUUCAACAAUCUCCGGAUGCGCGGAUCCUCUUUGGCCGAUCUGGCAAUCCUUGUCAUUGACAUCAUGCACGGGCUCGAGCCUCAAACGGUGGAAUCGUUGGAGCUGCUGAAAAAGCGUCGUUGUCCGUUCAUCAUUGCGAUGAACAAGAUCGACAUCCUCUACCAGUGGAACGCAAAGUCGUAUACUAGUGCCCAAGAGGCAUUGAACCGACAAGAGCAGUCUGUGCGAAUGGAGUUCCAGACCCGGUACAACAACGUCAUGCUGCAGCUGAACGAGCGGGGGCUGAACUGCAGCCUGUAUUGGGAGAACGAUGAUCCGCGUACUUCUGUCUCCAUUGUUCCAACCAGCGCGCUUACCGGUGAGGGUGUGCCGGAUUUGUUGUACAUGAUCCUGAAGCUCACUCAAGACCUGAUGGGCGCCAAGCUGGAGUGCAGGGAGGAGCUGGAGUGUACAGUGAUCGAAGUCAAAAACAUCGAAGGCCUUGGGACCACCAUCGAUGUGGUGCUUCUCAAUGGCACCCUUCGUGAAGGUGACACAAUCGUUCUGGCUGGUUUGGGUGGUCCAAUUGUUACAACCAUCAGGGCUUUGCUGACACCUCAGCCAAUGAAGGAGAUGCGCGUUAAGAACGAGUACGUCAAACAUGCGGCGAUCAGCACCUCCAUGGGCGUGAAGAUCUCGGCACCAGGCCUCGAAGAGGCUGUGGCGGGCACGCAGCUCCUCGUUUGUGGGCCUGACGAUGAUCUCGAAGACUUGAAGGACGAAGCGAGCGAAGGCUUUGAGAGCAUCCUCAACGACUUUGCCAAGGAGCCGGCAGGAGUUUACGUGAAGGCCAGCACGCUGGGGUCGUUGGAGGCACUGCUCUCCUUCCUUCAGGACAUGAAGAUUCCGGUCUUUGACGUUGGAAUUGGAGAGGUGCACAAGAAGGAUGUAAAAAAAGCGAUGAUCAUGAAAGAGAAGAGGCACCCGGAGUAUGCACUCAUCCUUGCCUUCGAUGUCAAGGUGAACGCAGAUGCCCAGAAGCAAGCGGACACAGAUGGCGUCACGAUUUUCACCGCCGACAUCAUCUACCACUUGCAGGACAAGUUCACGAAGUACAUGGAGAAGUUCCGCGAAAGUCAGAAAACAGAAACACGAAAAGUAGCAGUGUUCCCAGUUGUGCUGCAGAUCGACAAGCAGCACAUCUUCCGCAAGCAGGAUCCCAUCAUCGUGGGUUGUCAAGUUGUGGGCGGCCAGUUGAGAGUGGGCACACCGCUCUGUGUCCCAGAUAAAGACAACAUGGUCAUUGGACACGUGGCCGGCAUUGAGAUCAACAAGAAAGGAGUGCCAAAAGCUCGCAGGGGUGACACGGUUUGUGUCAAGAUAGAACAGACGACUGCACAGAACCACAUCAUGUAUGGGCGCCAUUUCGACCACACCAGCCAGCUCUAUUCGAAGAUUUCGCGGGAAAGCAUUGACACAUUGAAAGAACACUUCAAGGAUGAGAUGAUCAAAGAGGAUUGGGAGUUGGUCAUCGGCAUGAAGAAGGUCUUCAGCAUCCAGUGA